Messenger RNA from Carassius carassius (crucian carp), 1589 nucleotides. RefSeq names its product serine protease HTRA1-like. NCBI's taxonomy places the organism in Eukaryota, Metazoa, Chordata, Actinopteri, Cypriniformes, Cyprinidae. The record is from RefSeq and is a predicted model, not a curated record. Gene Ontology annotation, molecular function: protein binding; serine-type endopeptidase activity. The transcript has 9 exons. The coding region runs from base 201 to 1577 and encodes 458 amino acids. Gene Ontology annotation, cellular component: extracellular region. Gene Ontology annotation, biological process: positive regulation of apoptotic process; programmed cell death; proteolysis.
ACGACGAGACAACUUGAGCAUCAUUAUAGGCCUAUAUGACAUUUAAGCAAUAUGCAAUUCGUGUUUCUAAACUUGAUUUCACCGUGGAUUUGAGCAAGGGCACAUGAUACAUCUGUUGGUUUUGUCAAAGCUAAGUUUACUUAAAACUGAAAUUUCAUCAGUAGAACUACUUACAUCGAUUCGUGAGAGUAUUGUUCAUCAUGUGGAAACUGCUGGCCUGUGUUCUCAUGGCCUCUGCGUUGGAGGCGCGUGAUCUACGGAAGAGACAGACUAUAUGUUCAAAUGUGUGCGACCUGUCCCGCUGCUCAUCUGCUCUAGAGUCUUGUUAUUUCGGCGUGGUGAAGGACAGAUGUGACUGUUGCACGGUGUGUGCAGCGGGAGAGGGGGAGUAUUGCGGCAAGCGCGAACAUGCAAUUUGCGGUCAGGGGAUGACCUGUGAAUAUCGCACCAGUGCGCGCGGUACGUGCGUGUGCGACUCCCACGAGCCAGUGUGCGGCAGCGAUGGGAGAACUUAUCCCAGCAUCUGUCGACUGAAAGCUGAGAACAGACGGGCUGAGAUGAGCAGCAUACCUGCUGUCAUUUUCAUCCAGAGAGGCCCCUGCGACACCGGUUCUCGAAAUCCAAGCAGCAUGCGCUACAAAUUUAACUUCAUAGCAGAUGUGGUGGAUAAGAUUGCCCCUGCAGUGGUCCAUCUAGAACUGUUUACUAGGCUUCCAUUUUCCAACCAAGACGUCCCUGUGUCCAGUGGUUCAGGGUUUAUAGUGUCAGAGGAUGGGUGGAUCGUCACCAAUGCACAUGUACUGUCCAAUAAACAACAUAUCAAAGUGGAGCUAAAAAAUGGCAUGUUCUACGAUGCCACAAUCAAAGAUGUGGAUCAAAAAUUAGACAUUGCUCUCAUUAAGAUCGACUCAGAGACUCCCCUGCCUGUGCUUUUACUUGGUCGUUCUUCAGACCUGAGGCCAGGAGAGUUUGUAGUAGCCGUGGGAAGCCCGUUUUCCCUUCAAAACACAGUGACCACGGGUAUCGUCAGCACUACCCACCGAGGAGGUCAUGAACUUGGCCUGCGGAACUCUGAUAUGGAUUAUAUUCAAACAGAUGCUAGUAUAAAUUACGGAAACUCAGGAGGACCUCUUGUAAACUUGGAUGGGGAUGUUAUUGGCAUAAACACGCUUAAGGUUACGCCAGGAAUAUCAUUUGCCAUUCCCUCGGACCGCAUACGCCAGUUCCUUGCAGACUCCUAUGACAGACAAAGAAAAGGAAGAAUGCAGACUAAAAAAAGAUAUAUAGGAGUGCGAAUGCUUCAACUUUCAGCUGCUUUGAUUAGGGAGCUCAAGGAGAAGGAGAGCAACUUCCCAGAUGUGAGAUCUGGGGUGUAUGUGUAUGAGGUUAUUCCAGGGACAGCUGCCUUCAGCGCUGGCUUGCUCAACCAAGAUGUGAUAAUCAGCAUUAAUGGACAAUCAGUGCACUCUACAGAGAACGUGAGUCAGGCCGUGCAGUCAGACAAAGUUCUGUCUUUGGUGGUGCGACGUGCUAAUGAAGAAAUCACACUAACAGUGGUUCCUGAUGAAGUGGACUGAAUCUUGCUAGUU